Astyanax mexicanus (Mexican tetra) is the source of this 2590-nucleotide messenger RNA. RefSeq names its product adaptor related protein complex 2 subunit mu 1b (gene ap2m1b). Gene Ontology annotation, cellular component: AP-2 adaptor complex; cytoplasmic vesicle. The transcript has 13 exons. The record is from RefSeq and is a predicted model, not a curated record. Gene Ontology annotation, molecular function: clathrin-cargo adaptor activity. NCBI's taxonomy places the organism in Eukaryota, Metazoa, Chordata, Actinopteri, Characiformes, Acestrorhamphidae. Gene Ontology annotation, biological process: clathrin-dependent endocytosis; intracellular protein transport. The coding region runs from base 196 to 1524 and encodes 442 amino acids.
CUCACCAGCCCAGGGAGCGGUCGGACAUCUUGAUGGGGAUGAUCCGCUGCUGAGAGACCGCAGUGCGAGCAGAGCGCCUGCCGCAAAAACAGCACUACAGCCGCCUAAUUACACACCGUGCGCCCCCCAGGGCACAGCCGGGCAUCUGCUGUUUCCCCCACCAUGGCCAGUGAACACUAAGGAGAAACCGCCACCAUGAUCGGAGGACUUUUCAUCUACAACCACAAGGGCGAGGUGCUGAUCUCCCGAGUCUACCGCGAUGACAUCGGGAGAAACGCAGUGGACGCGUUCCGGGUGAACGUGAUCCACGCCCGGCAGCAGGUUCGCUCGCCCGUCACCAACAUUGCCCGCACCAGCUUCUUCCACGUCAAACGCUCCAACAUCUGGCUGGCUGCCGUCACCAAGCAGAAUGUCAACGCAGCCAUGGUGUUCGAGUUCCUCUACAAGAUGUGCGACGUUAUGACCGCUUACUUCGGCAAGAUCAGCGAGGAGAACAUCAAGAACAACUUCGUGCUGAUCUACGAGCUGCUGGACGAGAUCCUGGACUUCGGCUACCCCCAGAACUCUGAGACCGGUGCCCUAAAGACCUUCAUCACUCAGCAGGGUAUCAAGAGCCAGCAUCAUACAAAAGAAGAGCAGUCCCAGAUCACUAGUCAGGUAACUGGGCAGAUUGGCUGGAGGCGUGAGGGCAUCAAGUACCGCAGGAAUGAGCUCUUCCUGGACGUUCUGGAGAGUGUGAACUUGCUGAUGUCUCCACAGGGUCAGGUGCUGAGCGCUCACGUCUCGGGCCGUGUGGUUAUGAAGAGUUACCUGAGCGGAAUGCCUGAGUGCAAAUUUGGCAUGAACGACAAGAUCGUCAUAGAUAAGCAGGGUAAAGGAGGCACCACGGACGACGCCGGCAAGAGUGAGUUGGGAGGCAGUAGUGGGAAACAGUCUAUAGCCAUUGAUGACUGCACCUUCCACCAGUGUGUACGACUCAGCAAGUUCGACUCAGAGCGCAGUAUUAGCUUCAUCCCACCGGACGGAGAGUACGAGCUUAUGAGGUACCGCACCACUAAGGACAUUAUUUUGCCGUUCCGUGUAAUCCCACUGGUCAGAGAGGUGGGCCGCACCAAGCUGGAGGUGAAGGUGGUCAUCAAGUCCAACUUCAAGCCCUCGCUGCUGGCACAGAAGAUUGAGGUGCGCAUCCCCACCCCUCUCAACACCAGUGGUGUGCAGGUGAUCUGUAUGAAGGGAAAGGCGAAGUACAAGGCCAGUGAGAACGCCAUCGUGUGGAAGAUAAAGCGAAUGGCAGGAAUGAAGGAGUCUCAGAUCAGUGCGGAGAUUGAGCUGCUACCCACCAACGACAAGAAGAAGUGGGCACGUCCCCCCAUUUCCAUGAACUUUGAGGUUCCCUUCGCUCCGUCCGGCCUCAAAGUGCGCUACCUGAAAGUGUUCGAGCCAAAACUGAACUACAGCGAUCACGACGUGAUUAAAUGGGUUCGCUACAUCGGCCGCAGCGGCAUCUACGAAACCCGCUGCUAACGGCCGACCCUGCGAGGAGAGGGAGGGGAUUACCUGGAAUAGAGAGAUGGAAGGCUGGAGGAGUGAUGCUUCCUCCUCAUCCUCUCUUCUGUCCUCCUCUCCUCUGCUUCCUGUAGGCCUCCAUUCACACUAAAAACGCACAUCCCAACAUACAAUGAGAAACACAAGCUAAAAGAAAUUAAAUCGUUCGAAUUUCAAAGCCAGAUUAAUGCGUAUAAAUGCAGAAAUUGUCCUGUGGAGAGUUUAAACAUGGUUUUAUGGGUUAUAACAAAGAAUAUCUGCCCCUUCUUUAUAUACGUAAUGAAUUACCUGCUAUAAGACGAGGCCCCUUUUCCAUUAGCCCGCUGAUUCUUCUUCUUCUUCAUCUUCUGAUUCAACCAAAUACAUUCCUGACCCCCUACUGACUGCUGGAAAAUAUAGAGGGGGCACAUUCAUCCUAAUUAAGUGAUUAUCUGUAAACCUGGCCUCAUCAGUGUUCAUAUGGCUUUAAUUUCUUUAUUUUCCUCUUUCUCACCAGGUUUCUCAUUUAUACUCAAGUGUGUGUUCGUAUGUACGUCUGUAUGUGAGUAUGUUGGUGUGUGUGUGGUCAAGAUAUUUGAAUACCAACAAAUACUACAACCCAUUUUUUCCUCCCUUUUCAUUUAAACACAUUAGGCUUUUUUUUUUUCUUUCCUCCCCUUCUUAAACUUAACACUACCACCCCCAAGUGUGACAGUUCUGGGUGUAGUCAAUGUAGUCUGUAAGCAGUGUUUUUUUGUGUAGCUGUUAAGAUUACAAAGCUCUUACCCCCCAACUUGCACCACUUAAAUACUUUAUUUCCUUCUCUGUCGCUGUAUUUUUUGCCUCGAGUAAUAUUUUUGUUAAAGGCUAAUGAGAAAAAGUUGUCCGUUCAAGUUUAUCGUUGUGAUCAAAUUGUUUUUUUUUUCUCAGAAAAUGAGAAAAAUAAGAACUUAAAGCAACAAAGUCUACUAACACUAGAAUAAUUCCAGCUGUGUUUGUACGUGUGUAUGUGUAUACGUAUUAUAUACACCAUAAAACAAGAGGUAAGAAUGAACUGCCAGACUGA